Molecule: messenger RNA, 258 nt
Organism: Emiliania huxleyi CCMP1516
Lineage: Eukaryota; Haptophyta; Isochrysidales; Noelaerhabdaceae
Exons: 3
Coding region: 1-258 (85 amino acids)
Biological process (GO): translation
Cellular component (GO): ribosome; mitochondrion
Molecular function (GO): RNA binding; structural constituent of ribosome
Source: RefSeq, a predicted model, not a curated record
AUGGCGGCCGCUGCCUUCCGCACUGGCGACAUGGUCAAGAUCCUUUCGGGAGACGACAAGGGCGCCGUCAUCUCGCUCGACCGGAAAACGAACAAGGUUGUCGUCGAGGGAGUCAAUGUGCGCACCAAGCACGUCAAGCCGAUGAAGGAGGGCGAGCAGGGCCGGCUGCUCAAGCGCGAGGUCGCCGUGCACCUUUCCAACGUCGCGCCGUCCGAUGAGCCCGCGCCGGCGGAGGCUGCAGCGCCGGCCGCCGAGUAG